CUAACCUCUCGACUCUGUUGUGGCGCGUAGAUACACGUUGACAGACACAGAUGCAGCCAGCGUCGCUCUCAGCCUGUCUGUGUAUUUCCCGCUUACGUACAUGAGCUCGAUCCUUUGAUAUGAGUAUGGCCGAGAAUACACCCCCCAGGUGCGGUGAUAGUGUGGACCGCUGCGCAGAGGGCAAAAAGGUACCACGACUUGCGCAGGCGUUGAAGUAUUCUGCGCAGGUGGCAUCCCUCAACCAGCAAUAUGAACCAAGCACUUAUUGCCGUCCAGACAAUGAUCAUCCGCGUAUGAUCGACAACGACCGAUGGAAUCUUGUAGCCGCAGGUAACAAAUACGCUGAGUAGCAAGCCGACCAGGGGCAGUGAAACGAGAAAUGCGAAAAGCACUUGGAAGAUAAGCACCCGCAAAACUCGCCGCAAUGACCGCAUGAACGGCUCAGGGGAGAAACGCGCGCCCACCAGCACCUCCUGUACUCUGACCGCCUCCCCAUCCGUUAUGACAGUUGGCUCAUAAACGAGGCGCGAUUCGAACUCCUCGAACGCCGCCGGGUAUCCUGCACGCACGGAUGUGGGGAAGAAAUGGCAAGCAAGGACGGACAUAUCACACGUGUGCCGUGUGUGCCAAAGCCCGCUCCCGUGACUCACCGGCAGCCUUUUCGAAUUCCGUUUUCAUCGCCUGGAUGGCCAUCUCUUCGGCCCUGUUGGCUGGCGGCUCUGGCCCCACCUUCUCAGAGAUGUCCUGGAGAGUGCUCGACUGUGACGCCGCAUGAUGACAGGCGCUCCGGAGACCAUUGGUUUGGCACGAAGGACUCGUCCUUUGUUGAAGAUCAAGGUCCAGGAGGCACUCGCUGCUGUGCACCUCUUUGUCGAGCGCCUCUUCCAAAUCGGUCGUGAGCUGUUGGGGCCUCUCCUGCUGCUCAACCGACUGUGUUGCGCACGUGUCCUCGCAGUUGGGGCCGAGGGAGGUGUGCAUGUCCUUCCGAAGACCACAUUCGUGCCCCGGGCAGGGCUGUGACGGCACCUCGGGUUCUUCAUCCAACUCAUUGUCGCUGCGGCUGACACUUGGGCUGGCAGCAUCACCAUUAUUGAUUGGAGAAACGAUGGUGUGUUCGAUGGACACCAU
Vitrella brassicaformis is the source of this 1128-nucleotide messenger RNA. The record is from the annotation of a GenBank genome assembly. Lineage: Eukaryota; Vitrellaceae.